GAGAAGAAGAGCAUGCUCAUGGACCUCGUGCACGCGGUGAAGGGGCUGACGUUGGUCUUCGUGGAGACGGAAACCGGCGUGGAUCAGCUCGAGGAUUGGCUCAGCCGAGAGGGCUUCCCGAGCACGAGCAUCCACGGCUACCGCACGCAGCAAGUGCGCGAAUACGCGCUCAAUUCCUUCAGGAGCGGGCGGACGCCCAUCCUCGUCACGACGGACGUCGCCACGCUCGGGCUCGACGAUGUCCCUCACGUCUCGCACGUCAUCAAUUUCGAUCUCCCCUCGAACAUCGAUGGGUACGUGCACCGCAUCGGACUCACGGCAAGGGCGGGGAAUAAAGGGCUCGCGACCGCGUUCUUCACGGACAAGGACGCCGGGCUCGCGCGGCCGUUGAGAAGGAUCUUGUCCGAGGAGGUGCAGGAGGUGCCGGACUUCCUCUACAAGUUCAUAUCU
This is a messenger RNA of Micromonas pusilla CCMP1545, 450 nucleotides long. RefSeq lists its product as uncharacterized. The annotation marks the transcript as partial. The record is from RefSeq and is a predicted model, not a curated record. Gene Ontology annotation, molecular function: RNA binding; RNA helicase activity. Gene Ontology annotation, cellular component: nucleus. The transcript has a single exon. NCBI's taxonomy places the organism in Eukaryota, Viridiplantae, Chlorophyta, Mamiellophyceae, Mamiellales, Mamiellaceae.